Messenger RNA from Nematolebias whitei (Rio pearlfish), 2810 nucleotides. It is a transcript of the gene ptchd4, whose product is annotated as patched domain containing 4. The record is from RefSeq and is a predicted model, not a curated record. Bases 37 to 2784 code for a protein of 915 amino acids. Lineage: Eukaryota; Metazoa; Chordata; Actinopteri; Cyprinodontiformes; Rivulidae. The transcript is spliced from 3 exons. Gene Ontology annotation, cellular component: membrane.
UCCUCCGGACUGAGCUGAGCCCCGGCCCGGAGUCUGAUGUCACAUGUGCUUGGUCUAUGGAGGAUGCUGCGGCAGGUGAUCCACAGAGGGCUCAAGGCUUCCUUCUACUGGCUGGGCUUGUUCGUCAGCAGACACCCCGUCUUCUUCCUCACCGUCCCCGCCGUGCUCACCAUCAUCUUCGGCUCCACGGUGCUGAGCCGCUUCCACCCGGAGCGGGACCUGGAGGUGCUGGUGGCUCCGACCCACAGCCUGGCCAAGAUCGAGCGCAGCCUGGCCAACAGCCUGUUCCCCAUCGACCGCUCCAAGAACAAGCUGUACUCGGACCUGCACACGCCGGGCAGGUACGGCAGGCUCAUCCUGCUGGCCCGGUCCGGGGGCAACAUCCUGGAGCUGGCCGACCAGGUCCUGCGGGUCCACGAGCAGGUGCUGGACCUGCGCGUCAACUACAAGGGCUUCAACUACACGUUCGCGCACCUGUGCGUGCUGAGCCACCGGGACAAGCGCUGCCUGCUGGAUGACAUCAUUACCAUCUUGGAGGACAUCCGGCAGGCUGUGCUGUCCAACAGCACCUUCCACAAGGUGCCCCUCAGCUACCCCAACACCACCCUGAAGAAUGGACGUGUGUCUUUCAUUGGACACCAACUGGGUGGCGUGCCCUUCUCGCCCAACAGCCGUGACCAGCAGGUCAAGUUUGCCCGUGCGGUCCAGAUCACCUACUACCUCCGUAACCACGGACCUGUGGUGCAGGACGCCAUCGCAGAGCGUUGGGAGAACGAGUUCUGCGCUAUGGUGAACAGGCUAUCCAUGGCUGAGCCACCGCAUGCUACUGACCAGAUCCACAUCCAGUCUCUCACCUCCUUCAGCCUCUGGCGGGACUUCCACCAGACUGGGAUACUGGCCAAAGGGGAAGUCCUGGUCAGCCUUGUUCUGGUGCUCCUGGCUGCCACCAUCUCUAGCUCCAUGCGGGAUUGCCUGAGGGGGAAGCCUUUCCUUGGCCUUCUGGGGGUGCUGACCAUUUGCAUCGCCAAUGUGACGGCUGCAGGGAUUUUCUUCAUAUCUGAUGGAAAGUUCAACUCCACCUUGCUGGGGAUCCCAUUCUUUGCCAUGGGUCAUGGAACCAAAGGCGUCUUUGAACUGCUGGCAGGCUGGAGGAGAACAAGAGAAAACUUGCCCUUCAAGGAGCGUGUGGCUGAUGCGUUUGCUGAUGUGAUGGUGUGCUACACAAUGACCAGCUCUCUCUACAUCAUCACUUUUGGCAUGGGAGCUAGCCCUUUUACGAACAUUGAGUCGGUGAAAAUCUUCUGCCAGUGCAUGUGCGUAGCCAUCCUGGUGAACUACUUCUAUGUAUUCUCUUUCUAUGGCUCCUGCCUAGUGUUUGCAGGACAGCUUGAGCAGAACCGCUACCACAGUGUCUUCUGUUGUAAGAUCCCGUCAGUGGAGUACUUGGACCGCCAGCCAACGUGGUUUAAAACCAUGAUGAGUGAUGGCCAUGACCUCUCCACACAUCAUGACAGUGUACCAUACCAGAAUCACUUCAUCCAGCACUUCCUACGAGAACAUUACACGGAGUGGAUUACCAACACCUAUGUGAAACCAUUUGUGGUCAUAUUAUAUCUCAUUUAUGCCUCGUUUUCAUUCAUGGGAUGUUUACAAAUAAGUGAUGGAUCAAAUAUCGUAAACCUUUUGGCCAGUAACUCACCAAGUGUUUCAUAUGCUCUGACCCAACAGAAGUACUUCAGUAAUUAUAGUCCUGUGAUUGGGUUUUACAUUUAUGAACCCAUUGAGUACUGGAACUCCACAGUGCAGGAGCACCUGAAGACUCUGAGUCAUGGCUUCAACAAGAUUUCCUGGAUAGAUAACUUUUUCCACUACCUGCGGUUGGUAAAUGUGAGUGCAUCAACAAAGAGUGACUUCAUCAAUAUUUUAAAGGGUUCUUUCCUGCGCAGCCCGGAGUACCAGCACUUCACAGAGGACAUCAUCUUCUCCAAGAACCGUGAGACUGACGAAUACGACAUCAUUGCAUCACGGAUGUACUUGGUAGCACGGACCACAGAGAAGAAGCGGGAGGAGGUGGUGGAGCUUUUGGAAAAGCUCCGUCCCUUGAUGCUGAUCAACAGCAUCAAAUUCAUUGCCUUUAAUCCCACAUUUGUUUUUAUGGAUCGCUACAGUUCGUCCGUCAUCUCACCCAUUCUGACCUCAGGUUUCAGCGUACUCACCAUCCUCAUCCUCACUUUCUUCCUGGUCAUCAACCCCUUGGGGAACUUCUGGCUCAUUCUCACAGUGACAUCUGUGGAGCUGGGUGUGUUAGGUUUGAUGACCCUCUGGAAUGUCGGCAUGGACAGCAUUUCCAUCUUGUGCCUUAUUUACACUCUCAAUUUUGCCAUGGAUCACUGUGCACCACACCUGUACACUUUUGUGCUUGCUACAGAGCACACAAGGACACAGUGCAUCAAGUUGGCACUGGAGGAGCAUGGGGCGGCCAUCUUGCAGAACACAUCCUGCUUUGUGAUCGGGAUCAUGCCUCUAGUGUUUGUGCCUUCCAAUUUGACCUACACACUGUUCAAGUGCUCCCUACUCACUGCAGGCUGCACUUUGCUGCACUGCUUCGUCAUCCUGCCUGUCUUCCUGACCUUCUUCCCGCCAUCCAAAAAGAGACAUAAGAAAAAAAAAAGAGCGAAGCGGAAAGAGCGGGAAAGGGAAAGGGAGCGAGAGAGGGAGAGAGAAAGAGAGGAGAUAGAGUGCAUCGAAGUCAGGGAGAAUCCUGAUCACGUGACAAAUGUUUGAGUAAUUAUUCAUGUUAGGAGGGUUAG